Messenger RNA from Pseudozyma hubeiensis SY62, 204 nucleotides. RefSeq lists its product as hypothetical. The record is from RefSeq and is a predicted model, not a curated record. The transcript has 2 exons. Bases 1 to 204 code for a protein of 67 amino acids. NCBI's taxonomy places the organism in Eukaryota, Fungi, Basidiomycota, Ustilaginomycetes, Ustilaginales, Ustilaginaceae.
AUGCGAAAGCGAGAGACAAAGAGACCGAACGAGCUUGAACAUCCUGGCGGUUGCCGAGACGUCAGCAGGACUUCGCUCGCAGUACACGGCAAAAGAACUAAGACUCGGCCAGUGCAGUGGUCUACCAUCGUGCAGAACCGAUACGAAUUUGCGGUCGACCUCUUGUGCGAGGACGCACAGAGACCCGGGCUGGAAGUGACCUGA